AUGGAAUUUACACAAUAUACAUUUAAAAACAUCUUACAUUUACUUCAUAAUUUAGUAAUUAUUUUUUUAUUUUAGGGUAAGAACUUUCUGAAUGAACCAAUGAAAUUUGAUGUUGUUGGUGAUACAGUGUUAGAAAUAAAUAUUACUAGCCUUCAACCAGACAGUUUGUACUCUGUCCAAGUUGCAGCACUGACCAGAAAGGGAGAUGGAGACAGAAGUCCUCCGGUAAAUGUUCGUACACCAGGAGGUGUACCUAGCAGGCCAGACUUAAUAUUGAAGUUUAUAGAACGGGAACCAACAGUAACGAUAGAGUUAGAAUGGUCCAGACCUUCCCAAACCUAUGGUGAAUUAAGAGGAUAUCGCUUAAGAUAUGGAGUAAAGGAUCAUUUAUUAAAAGAGGUCUCUCUUAAGGGUUCACAUAUCACAAACUACAGAAUAAAUGACCUAGAGCGAGGUGUAGAAUAUGAAUUUAGAGUAGCUGGUCAAAAUCACAUUGGAGUGGGUCAAGAGGCUAUAAAAUAUAUGCACACUCCAGAAGGUCCCCCUACUGGGCCUCCAACAAACAUUACUUACCAUUUCCAAACACCUGAUGUUGUCUGUAUUUCGUGGUCACCACCGACACGUGAACACAGAAAUGGGCAAAUAUUGAAAUAUGAUAUUCAGUUUCAAAAAAAAUCUGAUCAUAAUAAUAUAAUUGUUCGUAAUGUAACACAUACAAAGGCGGUUUUUACAAAUCUCGAAGAAAAUACCGAAUAUGUCUUUCACGUUAGGGCAUAUACUAGUCAAGGUGUUGGACCUAGUAGUGAGAAAAUUUCAAUUCAAACAGAGAGAGAUAUCGGAAGGGCUCCAAUGUCUGUUAAGGCAGUUGCAACAUCAGAUUCAAGUGUUGAGGUUUGGUGGGAAGCAGUUCGUACACGAGGAAAAGUUAUCGGUUAUAAAAUUUUUUACACAAUGACUGCAGUAGAAGAUUUAGAUGAAUGGCAACAAAAAUCUGUAGGGCUGACAGAAUCCGCGGACCUAGUUAAUUUGGAAAAGUAUGCCCAAUAUGCCAUAGCGGUUGCAGCUAAAAUGAAAAAUGGUUUAGGACGAUUAUCUGAAAAAGUAACAGUGAAAGUUAAACCUGAAGAUGUGCCACUCAAUUUGCGGGCACAUGAAGUUACUACACAUUCGAUGACAUUGUCUUGGUCACCACCAAUAAGAUUAAACCCAGUGAAAUACAAAAUAUCAUUUGAUGCUAUAAAAGAAUUUGUUGAUUCGCAGGGCAUAACUCAAACGCAAAUUAUACCUAAGGUAGAAAUUAAACUAAAUGAUGAUGUAAGAUCCCAUACUAUUAACGAAUUAUCACCAUUUACAACAUACAAUGUUAAUGUCAGCGCAAUACCGACCGAUAAUUCAUAUCGUCCACCAACAAAAAUAACUGUUACAACACAGAUGGCUGCACCUCAACCCAUGGUAAAACCAGAUUUUUACGGUGUUGUUAACGGUGAAGAGAUUCAUGUUAUUUUACCUCAAGCCUCCGAAGAAUAUGGCCCAAUUAGUCAUUACUAUUUAGUUGUAGUCCCUGAAAAUGAACUGACGGUUCAAAAAAAUCCUGAUCAAUUUCUAACAGAUGAAUUAAUUAGUAAUGUGGAGAAAAUUCCACAAAAUUCCAAUUUACCCUAUAUAGCAGCUAAAUUUCCUCAAAGGAAUAUCCCUUAUACAUAUCAUUUAGGAACAGGUGAAAGAAACGAUGGUUUUGUAAAUUAUAGACUCGAACAUGGCAAAAGAUAUAGAAUAUUCGUUCGAUCGGUUGUAGACACGCCUCAAAAACAUUUAUAUACUAGUAGUCCAUUUUCAGAAUUUUUAUCUUUAGACAUGCGUGAAGUUCCUCCAGGUGAUCCGCCUCGACGACCUGAUCCCAAUAUUCCUACAGAUAAUGAUGUUAAAGUGAGCUCACAACAAAAAGAGGCAGGCGUAUUAUUGAUUAUAGGUCCUAUUAUAUCGGCACUUCUCUUGUCAGUAAUUUUAGUAAUUUUGUUUUUAUUGCGUAAAAGAAGGCAACGCUGCAAAACGCCAGAUCAAAUGGCUGUAACGAGGCCUCUUAUUCAAGCUGAUAUAAAUAAUACCAUCGCCCCGAGUGAUCCUGUGGAAAUACGUAGAAUAAAUUUUCAAACUCCUGCUAUGAUUUCUCAUCCUCCAAUACCAAUUUUCGAAUUGGCUAAUCAUAUAGAAAGACUAAAAGCUAAUGACAAUCUAAAAUUUUCACAAGAAUAUGAGAGUAUAGAACCGGGACAACAAUUUACUUGGGAUCAUUCAAAUAUGGAGGUCAACAAACCUAAAAACCGUUACGCUAACGUUAUUGCUUACGAUCACAGCAGAGUAAUUUUGCCGAAUGAGAACGGUGUCCUAGGUUCAGAUUAUAUUAAUGCCAAUUAUUGUGAUGGGUAUCGCAAACAUAAUGCUUACGUUGCAACUCAGGGUCCUUUGCAAGAAACAUUUGCUGAUUUUUGGAGAAUGUGUUGGGAAUUAAAAUCGGCAACUAUUGUAAUGAUGACAAAAUUAGAAGAACGCACACGAAUUAAAUGUGAUCAAUAUUGGCCUACACGUGGUACUGAUUCAUAUGGGAGUAUGUCAGUUACUUUAACUGAUUUCCAGGAGUUGGCGACAUAUUGCAUUAGGACUUUUCAAAUUCAUAAAGAGGGCUACAGUGAAAGAAGAGAAAUAAGGCAGUUACAAUUUACGGCUUGGCCGGAUCAUGGGGUACCAGAUCAUCCAGCCCCUUUCUUACAGUUCCUGAGGAGAGUUCGUAAUCUAAAUCCUUCUGAUGCUGGUCCAAUUAUUGUUCAUUGUUCGGCUGGUGUAGGAAGGACAGGUUGUUUUAUUGUUAUUGAUUCGAUGUUAGAGAGGAUACGUCAUGAAAAAACAGUUGAUAUAUACGGACAUGUUACUUGUUUGCGGGCACAACGAAAUUAUAUGGUGCAGACAGAAGACCAGUAUAUAUUUAUACAUGACGCUUUGCUAGAAGCCUAUAUUUGUGGUGUAACAGAGAUUUCUGCUCGAAAUUUACAUUCACAUAUUCAAAAUUUAAUGCAAUUGCAACCAGGAGAAAAUAUAACUGGUAUGGAACAUGAAUUUAAGAAACUUGGCAAUAUUAAGACUGAUUCAACACGUUUUGUUACUGCAAAUUUGCCUUGUAAUAAGCAUAAGAAUAGAUUGGUACAUAUCUUACCUUUUGAGAGCACUAGAGUUUGUUUAACUCCAUUAAGGAAUAUUGAAGGAUCCGAUUAUAUUAAUGCAAGUUUCAUUGACGGUUAUCGGUAUCGCAAAGCUUACAUUGCCACUCAAGGUCCUAUGAUUGACACUAUGGAUGACUUAUGGAGAAUGCUUUGGGAACAUAAUUCUACAAUAAUAGUUAUGUUAACUAAAUUAAAGGAAAUGGGAAGGGAAAAAUGUCAUCAAUAUUGGCCAAGUGAGCGAUCAGUUAGAUAUCAGUGUUUUGUUGUUGAUCCUAUAGCUGAAUAUAAUAUGCCACAAUAUAUUUUACGAGAAUUUAAAGUAACAGAUGCCAGAGAUGGAUCAUCAAGAACUGUAAGACAAUUUCAGUUUACUGAUUGGCCUGAACAAGGAGUACCAAAAUCUGGAGAAGGUUUCAUUGAUUUUAUAGGUCAAGUUCAUAAAACAAAAGAACAGUUUGGACAAGACGGUCCAAUUACUGUCCAUUGCAGUGCUGGUGUCGGUAGGACUGGAGUUUUUAUAACACUGAGCAUUGUCUUAGAAAGAAUGCAAUAUGAAGGUGUAGUAGAUGUAUUUCAAACUGUUAGAGUCCUAAGAACACAAAGGACUGCCAUGGUUCAGACGGAGGAUCAGUAUCAAUUUUGUUAUCGAGCUGCCUUGGAAUAUCUUGGUUCUUUUGAUCACUAUACAAAUUGAAGAAUUUUGGCCCGUUUAACCACGAAUGGACAAUAACAGCCGUAUGUUGCGAUUACAUACUGAAAAGUGGAAUUUUUAUGUGCAUAUUGCAUAUUGUUACUGCCAAAUGGAACUGAAAAAUGUGAAACCUUGUUAGUGUAAUGACUAGUGAAUCAUAGUUAUAGUGUGCAAAUGAAUGUAAAACGUGCCUAUUUUUUGUGAACAGAAUAACCUUAUGUAAAGAAAAAAAAUCACAAUAUUUCUCUUUUUUCAAAUAACUAAUUUUUGCUAGCAUUAACAUUUAUUUUUAUU
Anoplophora glabripennis (Asian longhorned beetle) is the source of this 4200-nucleotide messenger RNA. It is a transcript of the gene Lar, whose product is annotated as tyrosine-protein phosphatase Lar. NCBI's taxonomy places the organism in Eukaryota, Metazoa, Arthropoda, Insecta, Coleoptera, Cerambycidae. Gene Ontology annotation, molecular function: protein tyrosine phosphatase activity; protein binding. Gene Ontology annotation, biological process: protein dephosphorylation. The transcript has 7 exons. The record is from RefSeq and is a predicted model, not a curated record.